AUGGCCGAAAGCGUUCGUGUCAUCUCGCGAUGUCGUCCACUCAACGAUCGCGAAAAAGCGUUGAACUCAAAGAUAUGCGUGGAAAUGAAUCCAGGAUCUGCGCAGGUGACACUGCUGUCGGAUGGACCUCCAAAAAUGUUUACAUUCGAUGGCGCAUACUUCAUGGAUGCCACUGGAGAACAAAUUUACAACGACAUCGUCUAUCCACUCGUUGAGAACGUCAUCGAGGGAUAUAAUGGGACAGUUUUCGCUUACGGACAAACAGGCUCUGGAAAAACUUUCUCAAUGCAAGGAGCGCCAGACAUCCCGGCUCAACGGGGCAUAAUUCCUAGAGCGUUUGAGCAUAUUUUUCUUGCCACUGCCACUACUGAACACAAGAAGUUUUUGAUCCAUUGCAGUUAUUUGGAGAUCUACAACGAAGAAGUUCGCGAUCUCCUAGGUGCCGAUAGAAAUCAAAAGCUUGAAAUCAAGGAACACGCAGAAAGAGGAGUCUAUGUAGCUGGACUUUCGAUGCAUGUUUGUCACGACGUCAAAUCAUGUCAUGAACUUAUGGAGAAAGGUUUCAAUAAUCGGCAUGUUGGAGCUACUUUGAUGAAUAAAGACUCGUCGAGAAGCCACUCGAUAUUCACCGUUUACGUAGAAGGGAUGAACGAAAGCGGAUCAAUACGAACGGGAAAGUUGAAUCUCGUCGACUUGGCUGGUAGUGAACGACAAUCAAAGACUGGAGCUACUGGUGAUCGUUUCAAAGAAGCCACUAAGAUCAAUCUCUCCCUCUCUGCCCUCGGAAACGUGAUCUCAGCACUAGUGGAUGGAAAGUCGAAGCACAUUCCCUAUCGUGAUUCAAAACUGACGCGACUGCUCCAGGAUUCGCUCGGUGGUAACACGAAAACGAUAAUGAUUGCCUGCAUUUCGCCAUCUGAUAACAACUACGAUGAAACGCUCUCGACACUGAGAUACGCCAACCGUGCCAAGAACAUUAAAAACAAGCCGAAAAUCAACGAGGAUCCUAAGGAUGCUUUGCUGCGGGAGUACCAGGAGGAAAUUGAACGAUUAAAAGCCAUGCUUGUACCAGGAGCUAAUCAAGCGGCCAUUGCGGCCUUUGACGUGGAAGCAGAACGAGCGAAAUUGCGCGAGGAGUUCGAAGAAACUAUGACUGAGCUAAGGAAUGAGUAUCAGAAGGAGCAAAUGAGCAAAGCGGAACUUGCGCAUGAGCUGCAAGUGUUGAAGGAACAGUAUGAAAAGGCAAACUCCGAUCUGGAUACUAUGGAAGGAUUAGAUCCGUCAGAAGCUGCACGGAAACUGGAACAGCUGCAACAACAAUUUGUUGGUGGAGAACAGGCCAACAAUGAGCAAUUGAAGCAAAAGAGAACGACGAAAUUGAAAGAAGCAGAGUCAAAAAUGCAACGGUUGGCAGCCGCUUUGAAUGUCAAUAAGGACGAUCCAUUGUUGCAAGUCUAUAGUUCAACGCAAGAGAAACUCGAUGCUGUCACCGCUGAACUGCAAAAAGAGAAAAACAGAUCAAAAGCGCUCGAAUCCGAGGUUGAAGAUCUUCAAGGCGAAUUUGAACUAGAUCGACUAGAUUAUUUGGAGACAAUACGCAAACAAGACCAACAACUGAAGCUCCUAUCUCAAAUACUGGAAAAAGUUCAACCUGUUAUUAGAAAGGACUCGAAUUACUACAACAUUGAACGGGUAAAGAAGGAUGCUAUAUGGAACGAAGACGAAUGUAAAUGGGUAUUACCAGAGAUGAGCGUUUCAAGAACUGUACUGCCAAAUGCACACAAUGGCAUUUCUCCGAGCAACAGAAGCGAGCCUCUUUUGCGUGACAUGUACGACGAAGACAGUUCCAAGCUCAGAUUAAAGCUCGCGAAAAGUGAGGAAGAGAACAUUGCCAACAACUACUUCAAACCAAUCAAACAGAGUAAUGUGCUAAGCAAGUAUCGCGAUGGGCAUGCCCGGAGUUGCGAUGUGAAGUCAUACUUCCCAAACAAAACAGCCACCUUUGACAAUUUGCUCAAUGGUGUUGUAUAUUCGGAUGAUAUAUAUGGAAGGUCGCAGAGCGCACGGCGACCGGCUCGGUUAGAGUCGCUGCCUCUGAAAAAAUGA
Molecule: messenger RNA, 2106 nt
Organism: Cylicocyclus nassatus
Lineage: Eukaryota; Metazoa; Nematoda; Chromadorea; Rhabditida; Strongylidae
Source: the annotation of a GenBank genome assembly